Neurospora crassa OR74A is the source of this 3907-nucleotide messenger RNA. RefSeq names its product SUN domain-containing protein. The transcript has 3 exons. Lineage: Eukaryota; Fungi; Ascomycota; Sordariomycetes; Sordariales; Sordariaceae. The record is from RefSeq and is a predicted model, not a curated record. Bases 1331 to 2761 code for a protein of 476 amino acids.
CCGCCCGUGGCGCUACACACUGCGUUACCGUUGCAUACCUCUUACUUGUCGCUCCCUUUUCGGAUUUCCUACAAAUUACCAUACUUUGAUCGACCGACGGCGCCAGCAAUCCCUACCAACAGUGCUUCCUAACGGUGUACCCGGACACUUGUACUGAGAGCCGUCCGACUGCGUACCGUCGCCAAUGACCCCGGGUCGCCAGAUGUAGUGUAAAUCAGCUUCAGACUUGUCGUGUUGCCCGGUAUUCAGUCGUCAGGACCGGUCAUUCCCUGGUUACCGGCAGUCCCCAAAUCGGCCAAAUUACCUCUGACUCUCUGAGGUAGGAGUUCCAGACCCGGGCCCUGUUCCAGUGGGCCUCCUUUUGCUCUUUGACCUCCCGUCAUCGCUUACCGUGGGGAUCGCCGUGGAGAUUUGGGGAAAAGGUCCCAACCCCAAAGGGUGGACGACAACAACAAGCGAGGUGUACACAUCCUGGAAAAGGAAUGCCACGCCCGUCCAAAAGAGCAGGCAUUCACUGGUCGGCAGUCACAUCUCAUUCCCCAAUGGCCGUGAAUGGAAUCGCUGUACAAAGUCCUCAUUUCAUCGGCCGCUCUGGGGUUAGCGGCGCAAUGUCCAACACCCCCCGUUCAUUGGUCGCAAAAGAGGUGUUCCUGGCAUGAACCCGUUACAAUGGGACAUCACCCACCGAUGCCACCUCAAGCCCAGCAGCCCACUCAGUGCCGAGAUGAGGCGCCCAGGGACCCCAAAGCGGUAGACUCGCUGAUUGGUCACACCCCCUGAGUCUAUCGCGACCUGCAGGUAGCUUGUCUUCCCCUUCCACACAGCUUUCUGUUGCUGGCCCGCCCCGGGGGAGAUACCUUGAGUGAAAAACGCCAGGACAUGGGGCACGACAUGGACUACGACAUGCUCGGCUCCUCGUCAACCCAUCCCAAUCCCAUCCCAUUCUCCCCGUCUGGGGUUUAAGCCCGGCCUUCCCCCACCCCUCGUGCACCGAACCCCGGGACAAGCCUUCUCUUCUCUCUUUCUGUCGCCCUCUCCAUCUUUCUUCCCUCCACAGACCUUGGUUGGAGCCUCACACUCGUUGACCUCGGCCCUUCCGAAGCUCGACACGCCUCGGCUUCUGAUGUCCGUCAAAUCUUCUCACGAUCGUUCCGACCCGACCUAUCACGAUUUUAUGUCCUAUGAACACCGGCUUGAAUUUUGAAUAGAGAAAGUGCCAGGGCUGGAUAUCAGUUGAACGACAGCCGACUUUGUAUCAGAGUUCAUAUCCUGACGUGCUGGGCUCCACGACCAUUGGAUAUUGAAGACACAACCAACCCCUACCGCCAACAUGAAGCUCUCCACAUUCCAGACCGCCCUUGGCGCGGCCUCAUUAUUUCUCAGUGCUCAACCUGUCUCUGCCGGUCAUGGGGGUCAUCGCCAUCUCCAUGAACGUCCCACGAGGAGACACAGUCGUGUUGAGGACACCAUUGAGAGCUUUGAGAUGCCUCAGCUGCAAAAGAGAAAAACCCAAUGCUCAUUGCCCGACCACCCGGAUCUUGUAUAUGUCCCGGGAGGCAUGAACAAUGGUUUCGCCAUGAGCCCCGAUGAGCCAUGCGAAGACGGAAAGUGGUGCCCGUAUGCGUGCGUUCCUGGAAAGGUUAUGGCACAGUGGGAACCAAACUCGACCUACGUCUAUCCCCAGUCAAUGAACGGCGGUUUGUAUUGCAACAAAGGAACGCCUGAGAAGGCCUUCGACGACAAGCCAUACUGCGUGGAUGGAACCGGCGCCGUUCAGGUAGUUAACAAGGCUGGAAAGGUUGUGUCCUUUUGCCAAACUGUCUUGCCUGGUAAUGAGGCCAUGAUUAUUCCCACCGACAUCCAGGGCCAGUCCAAGAUCGCUGUGCCUGGACCCUCUUAUUGGGACUCAACCGCUGCGCAUUACUAUAUCAACGCGCCUGGCGUCUCUUCUGCCGAGGGUUGCAUUUGGGGCAGCCCAGGCAAGCCCAUCGGAAACUGGAGUCCCUAUGUUGCUGGAGCAAACACCGUUUCCGCGGGCGAGACAUAUCUGAAGAUUGCCUGGAAUCCCAUUUACAUGGACUGCGAUUGGAAGAAAACGAAGCCUAGCUUUGGUGUCAAGAUUGAGUGUCCCGCUGGAGGUUGCAAUGGUUUGCCGUGCUCCAUCGAUCCCUCCAAGCAUGGUGUUGGAGGCUUGGAAAGCCCAGUUUCCACCAAGGGUGUCGGCGGUGCUCAGUUCUGCGUUGUCACUGUCCCCAAAGGGCAGACUGCCAACAUUGUGGUGUUCAACAUCGAUGGUUCCAGCGAUGAUGAGCCCAAGACCUCGACCACCAGAAAGCCUGACCCUCCCAAGACUACCUCAACUAAGGAGGCGCCCCCGCCGCCCAAGACCACCAGCACCAUGGAGACACCCACUACCACAUCAACUCCUCCUCCUCCUCCCACCACUUCUUCUUCUUCGGUUCGCAUAUCAUCAGCUCCAGUAUCCUCUGUAGCCAGCGCGGAAGAGUCUUCUGUUUUGUCCUCUGAGACACCGUCUGCCUCGAAGCCCGCGCUUUGGGGUGGUGUCUUCAAGGAGACUGGCACCGAUUCCACGCCUACCAGCGAAGCCUCCGAGACAACGGAAGCACCAGUACUCACGGAAACCGAAAAGCCCGCACCUGUCUCAACCACAUCGAAGAAGAACGACGGUGCAGCUCAAGAAGGUGGCGCUGCCAUUGCAGGUUUGGUUGUCGCCAUUGUCGCAGCUGCAACUCUUCUUUAAACUGCUGUCUCCACGCGGUUUUCAAAGCUUGGUCCCUGGUGUUUGUCAGGAGGCUGAUUUUUGCUUUCUUUGUAUACGACGUUGAAAUAUCCUCUUCACCAUAUUUCGCGGCCGAUACACGAGGUACAUCCGGUCGAAUUGUACCUGACCUUUACUUCUUUUCUUCGGUUUUCGGAAAACGGCGACGAAUAGCAAUGACCUGACAUGAUAUACUUCUCCAAAACGACCACAUCCGCCCAGUCAGCAAGAACUCGUCAAAACCCGGAAGCCGAAAAAAGAAACCCACAUACUUCUUUAAAAACACACCCCAUACAUACGCUCAGUACCUACACUAGUGUCUAUUGUUAUUUCUGCAGCCCCAUUGGCGUGCUAAAGGCUGCUGCCAUCUUGCGCCUUUCUUCCCUGCACCAGUUGUUCUUGCUGCUGCAAGCGACAUAUUUUAUCAUUCGACGACUUAAUUUCGGUCUUGAUGUUUGUUACGAGGAUAUCUUUUUUUCUGUUCGGCGAUAUACCCCCAUUGAAGCUAUUGGUUAUUUAGGUCUGCGCGUUCGGUGCAGCGAUUUUUUUGACGAUAUCUUCUUCUUCUUGGUUAUGUUUUUCUUUCUCUGAAAAAAAAUGAUCCUUGAGUGUUGUUUGUGAUCAACACGUGAGGAGGAAAUUGGAUGCGGCUGGAAAGUGGGAGGUGGGAGGCCACGGUUUGAUUAUAUGAUGGAUGUCGAAACGUGAUAAAGGGAGAAGGAAGAGUACACGAACAAUGAUGAGGUUCUGUGGCCGGAGGCAUUGGAAAAGUCUGGUAGACCAAGGGUUUCCUCGAUCGCCGAUGUGCUCGGGAGGACUGGGCUGGGCAUUGGAUAUUAUUCGAGAUGUGACGCUGAAUGAAAGAGCAAAAGAUGUUCGUGACGACGAAUAUUUUAAUCCCAAAUCUUGACAGAAAUCAUACACUAGAUGGUGAUAAUGACGGUUUACUCAAGAUCGAAGCUUGGAUUAAGACGAAAUAGCGAUGCCGAAGAUGAUGACGAGGUGACUGUUUUCGCCUGGAUUCGGAGCUUGGGAGGGGGGAAAUGUUAACCUUAAAGAAAAAGGAGAAGGAGGAGAGUAGUAUGGACAGGAAGAAAAGGCACUGCAAGAAAGAAAUCUUCAACCGGC